AUGGCAAACGGAAUUUCCAUAUCGAUAGAGAAAAUUCUUUACAAGAAGCUAGCUAGCAACAAUUUUUAAAAGAAAAGUUUAGUGAAUUAAACACAAAUUACUGGAGGAUGUUUAUACCCGGUGUCCGAUAAUGGAAUCUUCUUUAAAAAGGGGUGUUAGGUUACUUACUGGUAUUUUACUGGUAGAUCUAGACUGUGUAGAUCAAACCAUUGUACUUGUGUGAGGAUACUAAACUACAUAAGUACAGGACUAGUCUAUCAUAUGGCUGAAAACAACACAUUCCGUGCAGCUGAUUUCUCGACUCAAGAAGAAAAUAUGAAGGAUGCAGGCAACUGUGCAGAUGAAGAAAAAAAGAGUGGGAUUUAUUUUAACCCUCCCCUAUACACACAAAGAUAUUCAUUGGCAGUCAAGUAUCUGUCUGAACACAAAAUCAAAAGUGUCAUUGAUUUUGGCUGCUCAGAGUGCAACUUCAUUAGGCUUCUGACAACAGUUCCUAGCUUAGAGCAAAUAGCGUUUAUUGAUGUGGACAAAAACUUACUCAACUCCAAGAAAAGUUGUAUUUUACCAGAGCAUAGGCAUUAUAUUUUUAAACGCUCUCUGCCCUUGCAUGCUUCUAUCUAUGCAGGUAGCGCUGAGGAUGUUGAUUUCAGAGUAGUAGGAUAUGAAGCUAUUACUAUGAUUGAACUGAUAGAACAUCUUGAGCCAGAUGUACUAAGCAAUGUUACAAAGAAUGUGUUUGCUAACCUCAGACCCAAAUUGUGCAUAGUUACAACACCCAAUGCUGAGUUUAAUGUGUUAUUUCAAAAUUCUGACCCCACAGCAUUCCGUCAUUGGGAUCACAAAUUUGAAUGGAAUCGAGCAGAAUUUCAGACCUGGUGUGAAGAUGUAUGUGAUACAUAUGGCUACACAGUCAAGUACUCUGGUGUUGGGGUCCUACCCAAAAAACCUGAGACCCACCACCUGGGACCCUGCUCUCAAGCCGCCAUUUUUCACUUGGCCUCAGAUGCUUUUAACAGAAAUCAAAACAGGGAAUUCCAGACAUCUUACGAGUUAGCAUUUUUUGAACAGAUAGCAGAAUCUGAGUUUCCUUACGAAGAUAAUUCCCUGAGCCUAGAGGAUAAAAUAGACAACGCAGUGUUGUACAGCCUAGGCUAUUUUGUCAAGAACCACCGACAGGAAGACACCAAUCUCCCUCUGAUGAUCCCAGUGGCCACCCUGGCUGAGUUCCCUGUGGUCAAGUCUCUGUGUGGUGUGGAUGGUGUCAGAGAAAGUCUACUCAGAUCUCAGCUUGACCUGUCUGCUGAUGGCGUGUAUGUUAAGGCACCAAAUGACUCUGAUGGGGACUCUACCAGUGGAGAAUCAGAUGAAACAAACUUUGUAUCUAGUUUGGAGGAAAAAGACAACAUUGGACAAUACACUAUGGGGGAUGAAGAUUGGGACUUGGAUUGACUAUAAAACUUCAGUUUUUAAACAAUGAACACUGCAGUUGUUACAACCCAAUGUGUAGCCUUAUAAGGUAUUGACAGCGGUUUGUUAUCUGCUCUACCUCCCUGUGAUGAAAAUGAGAAAACUCCAGCUUUAUCUUUCAACAAGAAAAAUGUCCGUCCAAACUUAUGUCAUGCAGCAUGUUUUUAAAUUGUGAAAGUUAUUACUACAUCGUUAUAGUUCACACGGAAAAGUCUGUUUUAUCUUUUCAUGCGUUAUUAUUUUCAUGUAUGUUAUUAUUUUCAUGUAUGUUAAUCUGUUACUAUUCUGUGGAAUACUUUAGCUCAGUCUACACUGUAAUUGCUGCAAGAUCGCACGCAAUUGCGUUAUAAAUUUUUUUUUAUUUAUACUGUAAAACCCCUUAUUCACUCUCAUUGUAAAAUUAAAACCUAUAUUAAUUAUGUCCAAAGCAUUUCCUAUGAUUUAAAACAGUAGUGAAGCCAAAUACAAUUUGAUGACAGAUACUUUUUCUAUAGAACUUGUAAGAUUUAGUAAGAUUGGGAAAAUUGUUUUUUUUAAUUAACAGGUUCAUAAAAAAGGGUAUUUUAAAGACUUCAAUUUUUUUUUCUUAUUUAAGAUCAUUUUCUUAUUAAUACAAAAAUUAACAAAGUAUCCAAAAGUGCAAGAAACCCAUUAUGACAAAAAAAAAAGCACAAUUUUGACGAUUUUUUUUUGCAUGUGCGAAUCCCCUUAAUUCAUCUAAAACCAGUUAGGGUUAUCCUCUGAAACUAAUUAAUAAAAGUAAAAGGGUGAGAAGAAAUCAUCCGUGUACCAACUUGUUUACCUAAUACAACAGAUGUUAGCGUUCUCUGUUCUUACUGCAUUUAGACUUCAUCAAAAGUAAUCACUUGGGCAUAGGUUGCUACAGCUGGUGAGGCCUAAAGUAGUUGAACCAGUUUUUAUCACUUGAUCAUAAGAAAAUUUUGUUUUAUCUAAGUUUUUCUAGUUUUGAUGUAAAUAUUUCAUUAUCUUUUUACCUUGACUCUUAAG
This is a messenger RNA of Physella acuta, 2475 nucleotides long. RefSeq names its product small RNA 2'-O-methyltransferase. Gene Ontology annotation, molecular function: O-methyltransferase activity; RNA methyltransferase activity. NCBI's taxonomy places the organism in Eukaryota, Metazoa, Mollusca, Gastropoda, Physidae. The record is from RefSeq and is a predicted model, not a curated record. Gene Ontology annotation, cellular component: cytoplasm; nucleus. Gene Ontology annotation, biological process: piRNA processing; siRNA processing; RNA methylation.